This is a messenger RNA of Paramuricea clavata, 421 nucleotides long. NCBI's taxonomy places the organism in Eukaryota, Metazoa, Cnidaria, Anthozoa, Malacalcyonacea, Plexauridae. The record is from the annotation of a GenBank genome assembly.
AUGGACGAUGAUGACAAACAAUAUCUAUUGGACGCAGUUCAUAGCGUGAUUAAUAUCCUUGAUAGAUUUAUGCAGUCAGGAGAUACUUCGAUCGAUUUCCAAAGACUUUUAUUAAAACUAGACUAUCUCCAACGGUUGCUCGUGAAUUUGGAUGUCGAUGAUUCAGUUGUUGAACGUGUACAACAAGCAUCAAAUAUUUUGUUUAAUCUUGACCAAGCAAACAACGGGAACACAGAAUGUAGCGAAACAGUGCCAGUAGUAAACUGUGGAAGGAGAGGCCGACCAAGUUUCGAUAUCAAGGAAGACCAAUUAUCAUUUCUUGUAGAAAAGGGAUUUAAAGUAGCCGAUAUAAGCAAGGUGAUCGGAGUUAGCCAACGGACAAUUGAACGAAGGAUGGCAAUGUUUGGACUUUCUAUUGCAG